CAGUUUCUGGUGACAUUUGAUUUAGAGGAAGACAGUGCAGAAUGGCGAUCGCAUCAGUCUGUCUAAUGCUCGCCACACUGAGUGUCACUCCCAACAGAUAUCUGUUCUUUUCAUAUGACAAAAUCUCUCUGAGAUGUGAGACACCAGCAAACUCCAGCAGCAGCUGGACAGUGGUGAGAAACACCACCAAGAGGACCAAUCAGCCCUGUCAGUAUGGCUGGGCAAUUCCCGGUGACUCCUCCUGCACCAUUGAGGACACCUACCCAUCAGAUACCGGAGUGUACUGGUGUGAAUCCAAGCAGGGAGAGUGCAGCAACACCAUCAACAUCGAAGUGACCGAUGGUGUCGUGAUCAUUGAGAGUCCUGCACUUCCUGUGAUGGAGGGAGAUAAAGUGACACUUCGCUGUUCCUACAAGGAAGAAGACCAUCCAAAAUCUACAUCAGACUUCUCUGCUCACUUCUACAGGAAUUAUUCUUUCAUCAGCACUGAGGCUGCAGGAACAAUGAUCCUAUCACCAGUGUCCAAGUCUGCACAUGAAGGUUUCUACCACUGUGUACACCCCACAAAGGGAAUGUCACCGCGGAGCUGGUUGGCAGUGAGAGCCACAGACAAAGUUCAGCCCAUAAGUGUUUCUACCACCACCUCUCCUCCUGUCAUGACUGUGCCCAGGGUGGUGUGUACCACCCUGGUGCUUUUCCUCUACACUGUCAUCAUGAUAGUGUGUAUCUACAUGUACCGAAAGUGGGCCCGAGCUCGAGCUGAUGCUAAAAAGAGAGCUUCUGAUUGUCUCGUAGAGUGAGGGAAGGAAGGAAGGAAGAAGAAGCACAAGCUAAGCUGAAUAGACGACCAGUUAUAUGCUGAGCAAUAUUACUGCAAAUAACUCAAUAUUCUUAUUUUUAUUAAUCCUGUUUUUGUAUUAUUCAUCAUAUCAUAGCUAGCAUAAUGUUUGCAUUAAAAUGACAUCGACAUGUUUCAUUUAAAAAUCUGCAUGAACUGAACAGUGUUGUUAAACAUCCUGGUUCCUGCAUCUGAUGAGUUUUAUGAUUGUGAUGAUAUCAAACUGCCAAUAACCUUGAUGAUGUUUACAUUAUAUUUGUAUUAUUUUAUCCUACCAGUGUUUCUCUGUGCUGUACUUGCUGAUUUUCAAACUAAGGAAUAAAUAAUACACCUCUGCAUUCUCA
This is a messenger RNA of Lates calcarifer (barramundi perch), 1182 nucleotides long. RefSeq names its product low affinity immunoglobulin gamma Fc region receptor II-a. The record is from RefSeq and is a predicted model, not a curated record. Gene Ontology annotation, biological process: cell surface receptor signaling pathway. The coding region runs from base 42 to 800 and encodes 252 amino acids. Gene Ontology annotation, molecular function: transmembrane signaling receptor activity. NCBI's taxonomy places the organism in Eukaryota, Metazoa, Chordata, Actinopteri, Centropomidae. The transcript is spliced from 5 exons.